Molecule: messenger RNA, 13301 nt
Organism: Mizuhopecten yessoensis (Yesso scallop)
Lineage: Eukaryota; Metazoa; Mollusca; Bivalvia; Pectinida; Pectinidae
Exons: 69
Coding region: 120-12026 (3968 amino acids)
Biological process (GO): multicellular organism development; cell communication; Notch signaling pathway
Cellular component (GO): extracellular matrix; membrane
Source: RefSeq, a predicted model, not a curated record
CCUGUGGUCGGAUAUAUCAAGUCUGUUAUCAGCCAGAAUAGUUGCUCGCUUUCAGGUGGAUAUUGUACAAAUAUGACCAUAUAAUUUGAUUUUUUUGGGUUUGAAAAUUUGAAUAUACCAUGAGUGUGACUCCAAUGGAUUUUACACUUGCAUUGUUCGUUCUUCUGUGGAAUAUAAUUGAUGUUGAGAGCAAAGGGAAGCUGGCCAUACAGUUAGUGGACUUCCACAACAAGCAGGGACUUGACAUUAACGGUCAAUGUUGUGACGGGGCCAAUAUACCCAUGUGUCCAUUGGAACAAUGUGACCACCACUUCACUGUCUGUGCUGGAGAACACCCCAGUGCGAAUUUAACCGGAGGGGGAUGUCAGUUUGGGAGAGAAGAUUUUAAUGCUCACGAUAACGAGAAUGAAAUCUCCUUUACUGCUGGAAAGUCAUCUUUAUUCAGUUUUGAUACCUGGAAGGGGUCGGCGUAUAUAUCAGUGCAGGUAACAGACUCUGACAGUGAUGGACUGGCACCUGUAGAUAAUCUUUAUCUAAAUUUUACAAGUGACAUACCUGGAUUUAACUCCACUACAGACUUCAAGUCGACGUACACAUUGAAGGGUCAGCGACCUCAACACCCUACCAGCCUAUCAUUGAAAGUGAAAGUGUACUGUGAUCCACAUUACUAUGGCGAUGACUGCUCUAUCAACUGUGUGGCAGACAAUGCAUGUAACGGCCAUUACACAUGUGACAACAAGGGACGCAAGGUGUGCAACGAUGGCUGGAAGGGAGACAACUGUGAGGUCAUAAUACAAGGGGGCCCAGCAGACUGCAGUGUGUAUCAAGACAGGACAGAGUUUGUGCCAAGUGUAUGGGAAGGUCAGUACCGAUGUCCCGGGGAAUCAUCACAGGCCUUUGUCCUGAACGUCACACAUUCCAGUGGCCUUAUCACCACAGUAGGGGACAUCACAAUCCAAUCCUUUGUCAUCCCACUCUCCGGAACGUAUGCCAGUUCUUUCAAGAUACUGACCCUUCAGGGCCAAACGUUGGUGCCGAAGGACAUAGGAGGGAGGAACCUCACAACGUUGGAGCUCAAUCUGCAAGAGAAAGAUCAUGAGGCUAUAGAAAUGAAGGGCGACGUGUUGAUAGACCAAGAAAAAUGUCCUGUCCUUAAUCUUACACGCACUAAGGCUUACUUCGAUGGCUGUUAUGUGCAGGGCACUUGUGUGAGAUAUGGCAUUCAGAAGGACCAGUUCUACUGCUGCUGUAAUGAUGGUAACUCUUGCCCAAAAGCAACAAAGAAACCUCCAACCACCCAAACAACUAAAGCAACCAAAUCAACAACUAAACCUACCACAACAACAAAUAAACCAACAACACCAACAACUAAACCAACCACAUCCACAACUAAACCUACAACACCCACAACUAAACCAACCACAUCUACAACUAAACCAACAACACCAACAACUAAACCUACCACACCGACAACUAAACCAACCACACCAACAACUAAACCUACCACACCGACAACUAAACCUACCACACCAACAACUAAACAUAACACACCAACAACUAAACCUAACACACCGACAAAUAAACCAACCACACCGACAACUAAACCAACCACACCAACAACUAAACCUACCACACCGACAACUAAACCAACAACACCAACAACUAACCCUACCACACCGACAACUAACCCUACCACACCAACAACUAAACAUAACACACCAACAACUAACCCUAACACACCGACAAAUAAACCAACCACACAGACAACUAAACCAACCACACCAACAACUAAACCAACCACACCAACAUCUUCAAUAUCUGGACCAACUACCACUGAGCCUAUUACUACUGUUACACAAAGUCCUACCACAAAGACAACCCAUGGGCCCAGUACUGCAGCUUCCACCACUUCAACCACGCUUCCACCUUCGACUUCAACUCCUACCACCCCAAUCACACUGCCACCUUCAACUUCAACUCCUACCACUUCAACCGCACUGCCACCAUCAACUUCUACUAAAGCUCCUACCACCUCAACGAAGUUACCACCAUCAGAUACAACUCCUACCACCUCAAUCACACGUCUACCAUCAACUUCUACUAAAGCUCCUACCGCCUCAAUGACGCUGCCACCAUCAGCUACAACUCCUACCACCUCGAUCGCACGUCUACCAUCAACUUCUACUAAAGCUCCUACCGCCUCAACGACGCUGCCACCAUCAUCUUCCUCCAACGCAGCUACCACUUCUACUCCAGGGAGCCCAAGCAGCUCUGCUCCACCAUUUACUUUUAAGAACGUCACUCAGCAGCUAUAUCUUGAGCUCGUGGCAGAGGAGCGAGACACCUUCAUUACCAUGGGCAUCAUAAUGGCAUGGACACAAAUCAAUACAGUCUCCAUUCAGGUCAACAAUAUAACUGUGCAGGCUGUGACCUCUUUUCAGGCUGUUGGGGAGAAUGGCGUGGAAGUUUGUGCAGUCUUUGUGAAUAUGACAGUACCGUAUACAGCAAAGAAACCAACCUCUGACAUGAUUGUGUCCAAGAUGCAGGUAUUAGCCAACUCGUCCUUAAUCAGGCUGUAUACAGGACCUACUAACAAUCUAGCUCUAUACAAAAUGGACUAUGCUCUAACGUUUACAUUGGAGGGAACAAUGCCACAAAAUUGGCUCAAGAGUCAGUGGGAGACAGCCAUCUUGAGUGCUCUCAACAAGAGCUGUGAUAUUCAAGCCUGUGUGUCCCUCGCCAAUACUGUUAUCAACAUGAAGAAGAUGGAGGAACUUGUGGGACCAAGAGGCAUGGAGCUAACCAAGGUGUACUUCUUUGUUGAGAGAGAUGGGAAUCCUUUAAUGUCACUAACUGUUGAUACUUCGGCCACUCUCAGCAUUGACUAUGUGUCUGCAUUCACAUCUGCUGGUCUGACAGGGGUUAAGGUCCACACCGGAUGGGGAGGCACACCGUACAGGUUCCAUUACACCUUACUGGUCGAGGGAACAGUGUUCAAUGAGGACCUGCCCAAGUUUACAUCUCUCCUAGAAAAAGUCUGGGCCACGGAAUAUCCAGCCAAGUACAAAGAUUGUGGUAUAUGUAACAUCACCAUAGCUCGACUGGAGCAGUACACUGGGGACAAUGGCACCCUGGUGACAGCCUUAGUUUACUUGUACUACCUGCGCUUUACGAUCCAGUUCCCCCUGCUGGUACCUCCUCCUCCAGUAGCACAGAUCAACAGCAGUAUGACCUUGAUGAACCGUGACCACUCCCCCUACACAUUGUACAUGGGGUCAGAUGUGUUUAGGUACACUCACCACUACAGUGUCCUCAUCACUGGUCAGGUUGACCUACCGGCUGACUUGACACUCCUACAGUCCUUACUGACCACUGCCUGGACAAACUGGACACAAACUAACAAAGGGUCUUACCAAAAUUUCCAGGGCUGGAACAUGACAAUUAAAGGCAGUGAAUUAUUCAUCAGUCAGAAUGGGGAGUUUGUUACAAAUCUGAUCUGCUUCAUCACCAGCAAAGACCAGGUGGUUGAUUCCAGGGUUGUCAUGGUGCCCACUUUGACCUGGUUGUCACAGGCCAGUAAGGAUUGGCUUACCUUUAAGCACAGGAAUGGAGAGCCAUAUAAAGUGUUCACAUCUCACAUACCUAGCGAGAUGAUUCGAGUGCAGGACACAUUUGUAGUGUAUAUGAAGGGCUAUGUUUACCACAGGGACAUGUCAGCCAUUCAAAGCCAAAUUCAGAAUGCAUGGAAUGAUACGUUAACAGGGGCUAUAGUAGAGGUGCUGAAGUCAAUCAUUUACACAAGAACAGUAGAUGGGACAGAAGAGGUAUUGACAGCCCUGCACUACAAACUGGUCAACUCCAGGACCAAUGAGCUCUCGCUGGCCACACAAUGGAGCGUGUCACAGAAGACUGCUGUAUACCAGGGCAUCAUUUCGAACCUAACCAGCUUGAUUACGAAGCGAACCUAUACUGCAAUUACUACUGAUCUGUCCUCCUGGUUUGUGAUGGACAGACAUUUUGUUCUCUACUUCGCCAGCAGGCUUGGACAGUUUGACAUUGACUUCAAGUUUAAAUCAGCACUGAAAACUGCACUGGAGGUCAAAUGGAAAGAUUACGACUUUUUCCAAGAUCUGAAAAUCCAUGCAGCCUUUCAGGAGAAAGUUUACAUAGGGACUAGGUCAGUGUGGAGAGUUGUCUUCUUCCUGAAAUCCUCGGAAAGGGAAGUCAUCAACCCCUUGUGGGUGGCCCCUAUAACUGAACACAUAGUUAAUAAAAGCCUAUCCAUCACCAGUCUUGAAGGCAAUACAUAUGACCUCUACCUAGGCCAAAGAUCAGCAAACCUGUUCCUUUAUAGGUCACAUUUUCACCUGACCUUCACUCAGGAGGUGUCCCGGAUUGAUUACGUCAGGAUUACAAAUGACCUCCAAACGUUAUGGUGUAAUAACACACAAGGUUGUCAGCACAGCAUUAACGUCAGCAUUACAGUGAAGGAACAGGAACACUUCCUCGACAUCAAAGGAGUGUCUUACUGGCGGCUCAUCUACUUUGUGUGGUUUAAUGGGACAUGGUUGGACUCGAGGACCACACUGGACAUUAAGUGGCGAGAGUACAACGUGACAUGGAUGAGCCAGUAUGGUGUGCACUAUCAGACAGCAACAAGACAUUUAGACAUAUGGCACUUCUCCUAUGCCUUCAACCUAUAUUAUCACACCAAGUUCUAUAACACAGAGACACAGCGAGACACUCUCCUUACUACACUCCGAUCUGCCUGGACCGGUAUGGGUUUCUUAAAUAAGGAAUGCAGGAGUCUUGAUGUUGACAUUGUGAGACAACACCAGCUACCAACGGCCAGUGGCACAUUAUGGCAGUUAACCUAUUUCUUGCGGUACAAUGGAGAAAACGGUCACAAUUGGACAGUGGACGCGCAAUCAUGGCCCUUGCUAAAUUCAACUUUGCCAGCACACAUCUCCACAAGUGUCUCACUAAAAUGGUUCCAGUCUCUGAUUAGUGUCUACUCUUCCAACAAGGUUGCAGUCACAGAUUUCUCAGCUAUAGAAAAAGAUAUGACAUCAUCUCUUCUAAAUCAAAACCCAGAGUUCAAAGGUUGUGGUUGUUACCAUGUUAAAGUGGAGUUCCAAGAAGAGGUUGUUGAUGCCAGUGGACACACGUAUUGGCGUUUGUACUACCAUGUGUACAAGAAUGACCAUGUGAUUCCACUCUCUUCAAUACGACCUAUCAGUUGGGUGUACUUUAAUAAGCAGUACUCUAUUGGUGGGCAUUAUGGACAUCAUUACAACUUCUCCUGGCAGUGGACAUGGCAGCAGAUAUACAGCCGAUACAGCAGUCUAGGUGGGGUGUACCUAUCUCACAGGCUUUCCUCCACACACUACCACCAGCUCAACUCAUUAUUAGAGGAGUACUACACCCACUACUACAAUGAUUUCAAAAAGGUGAAAGCAACAAGUGCCACUACACCCAGGGAAUAUUUCACCAAAGACGGCUCGACUGUAUGGCACAUCCCGUUUAUACUAGAGGUGAAUGGAACACGUACCUACCCUCCCCCACUCAAUAUCAGUGCCCUCCAGUUGAAUCUCACAACUGCAAGAGGAACUACCUAUGAAUUCAUCUCCGAAUCAAAGGUCACCAGUACACAGAAGUUCUCCUCCAUAACAACAGACCAUAAGGUUUCCAGUACUGCUUAUGAGGAGAUAAAAGCUGCUAUAAUAAAGACCCUUGUCAACCAGUUUCCAGAUUUUGAAGCAUCAUGGCUAAAGAUUGAUAUGGGACCUCAACGAGAAUUGGUGGAUGAGAAAGGGUAUUCCUCCUGGAAGUUGCAUUACUCUCUCAGUGUCAAUGGUACAAAGUUUGACACAAAGGGUGCACUGAUCUUGAACUCUACAGAAUUGACCAAAAAUCUGUUGACAGUGACAGGGCCUAACUCUGUCCACUACCACCUUGCUAACACAACCAGUCCAGUGUCAGCGGAAACUCUUAUGUCCAUCAACCUGGCAACAGAUGUAUCCAUCGCCCACACACAUCAUGUCCAAGAACAGGUCAAGGAGGUGUGGCAAAAAUACUAUGGAGAUUCGUCAUCUGUGGAUGUGAAGUUCAUCAGACAAAACCAGUUUGUCAGUUUAACAGGAGAAUCCUUGUGGAGGUGGGACUAUGUACUGAGUAUCAAUGGCACAUCUGUACAGCCUGAGGAGGUCAAGUCAAUAGACAGAAAUCAGUUGACAACCAACCUUCUCAACUUGACUGGAUCAGGCACAGAAAGAUAUCAACUGAAGAACUGGACAUCGGCCUAUAACAACUAUGAAAUGCACUUCCCUCUGUACAUUGCAAACAAAGUUUCCCAGACUGACUUUUACAAGUUUAAGGAGAAACUACACAAAGCAUGGCUUGCUAUUGGUAAGAAUGUGACUGUGGAUAUAGUAACACAGGAAGAGAUUGUCAACUCCAAAGGGAAUUCUGUGUGGAAGCUGGUUUACUUUGCGAAAAAUGGGAGUGAAAUACUUGAUAGUCGUGUGUCUCCAAACAUCAACAGCACAGCCUUGGAUGUCAUCCAGGGACCCCGGGGUCCAUACAUCAUCUUAAAGGACUCUGGCUUUACCUCCAAUUUGAAAUACAGUUUAGGGUCAUCUGUAGCCAUUGAUCACAAGCUUGACGUGCAGGGCAUUAAUCUGAUUACUAAGAAGAUUAAAGAUGGUCUAGAACAGAACUAUAACUACCAAGAUUUAAAAGGCAAAUUGUCGGUAUCGAUUGUCAGACAAGAGGAAUACCUAAAAAGCGAUGGGACCCGAGGCUGGAAAGUGGUGUAUUUUGUCAAUGUGGAUGGAAAAACUGUCCGAGCAUCCAGUUUGUCAUCAGGAAACAUUUCCCUUGCUGGAUACCAGGGACCACAUGGUGUUCUCUACAAUGUCCUUAAGAAAUCAGAGCUUGUCUACGACUUCAGAGACAGAUUUACUAUUACCAUGAAAACGAAGGUCACACCAGAAUCUUUUAAAUCCCUAAAGAAUAUUAUAAUUGCUGCAUGGAAUAAUACCAAUACUGAAUAUGAAAGGUGUGGGUGUUUAUCGAUGGACAAAAUCAAUGCCAACCAGUUUGAAGAAGUUGUAGACCAACAUGGAAAUUCACUCUGGCAGUUGACUUACUUCCUGCAAAAGAAUUCUACUGUGGUGGAAUCUAGGACACACUCACCUCUGAACCUGACACACCUACAGACAAUGUUUAAAGGUCUGACCGAUGCCAAGGGUGAGGUGUACAGAGUAGUGGACACUGCAGUGGUCAGUGUCACACCACUCUCACUGGCCAGCCACUUCUACCUUGACCGACAGACUGCACUUCAAGAGCUACAGAAUUUUACCGAGAAGGAAUGGAUACUCAAAGGAUUCCAGUCAGUAAAGGUGGACAUGAUAAGGAUGAUACGCGUCUUUGAUGUAUUUUGGAAGCAAUGGUGGAAAGUAGAAUACUUCAUCCGUGGCAAUGAGAGUCUCCUGGACCCAGCCAUCCUGCCUGACCUGACAUUCAGCAGUGCCAGUAUUCAGGGCCUCCAUGGUUACAAUGUCAGCGUUCGAGCACCCACAGCCAUGGUUGCCAAGACUGACUACAGUUGGAGUUUCUCACUAACGGUGGACAAAGAGGUCAAAAGGUCACACAUACAGCACUUCAAGAAUGCUAUCAGAAACUCAUGGACCUCAGUCACUGCCAUAGCAGCAAAUGUGGAUAUUUUCAUACCAGAGCAAGUAAAAAUGGUCAGCAAUAAAGGCACAUUCUACUGGAUUCUACCUGUCUUUGUGUAUGACAAGGGCGCUGGACAAUACCUGGACUCCCGAGUACAUUCCGACCUGAAUGUGUCUGAUAUACAAAAGUCUGUAGACACUGCCAAUACCAGGGAUGUAUACAGACUGGUAUCUACGGUGAACAGUGGCCUAAGGCGUUACGAUACUGGCUUUACCCUCUACCUCUCAUCCUUUGUCAAGAGGGCCCAUCUCAGUACUUUGUCUACGGAUAUUGCUCAGCUCUGGAAAACUAAAGAGUAUGACACAAACAGCAAAGUUACUGUUUCCAUUGUCAAACAAGAAGAGCUGGUAACAAAUACAGGCAAGGUGGCAUCCAAGAUGACCUACUUUCUACAAAUCAACAGUACAGAUAUACACUUCAGUCAGGUGACUGACCUUGACCACGAAAUGGUACAGGAAGUGGUCACUAUGGUAACUGGCCAAAAAGCAGUUUUACUGAAUGGAGUCAAGGAACUGGCGACUAGUACCUCUCACUCAGGUGUCACCAUUGAGACAGCUUACAGCUACAGUAACCUGCACAACCUCUUUCUGACCAGUCCAAUCCUGGAUCAGGACACACCUGUAAUGGAGACUCGGUUAGCCAAAGCUUGGCUCUCACAAAUGGCAGAUGAACGAGCCAUAACUGUCACGUUUGAACGAAACUAUCUGAUCAAGAUGAACUUGAGUGUCUCCAAUGCGGAUUUAAUCAAUUAUGAUGUUAUCCGCAUUGGAUUCUCCACGUCGGUGAAGCAGGGAAUCCUGAUACAGCUAGAGGUUUGGAAGGACUCCUAUUUCAGCGUUAAAAUAACAAAUACUGGAUCUGUGGCCUUUAUAGUGGACUCCGCGGUGUACAGAGGGGAGAUAACUACUAAGGGUGUUGACUACACAGACGGGGCUUAUCAUGUGGUGCAGUUACGUACACAGCAGGUGACAACCUCAAUGUGGACAGUAUUCAUGCAGGUUGAUGAUGGUGAAGAGUAUCACAAAUCAUUCCCAAAGCCAAACAGAACUCUAACCACGUUUUAUGUUGGAAACAAUGAUACAGAAGGUACAGGACAAGGAUUUGAGGGAAAGAUUUUCCUGCUACAAGUGGGUGAAUUCUACCCCCUUCGAUAUGCCUUUACAUCACACCUCCCAUCAGAUGUACAGCUGUCCCCACCUAACAUGACAGUCUCUGUAUAUAGCAUUGGACAAAAUGCUGGACUUCCUAACACCAAACCAAAAUGGAAAGUUGAUAUUGAAGAUAUUCUGCAUCUCUCAGCAAAGAUUCUGUUCCAGGAUGAAGUAGUGACGGACAAGAGGAGAAGUAUGUGGAACGUGAAGUAUGCUAUCAUAGUUAACAAACAAAAGCAGCUAAGGAGGGCACAAGUCUCACAGCUGUCCUUCGACAACAUAGAGACUUUCCUGAAUCUAACGAGGUCCGGGAGUAACGACACCUACCAUUACAUGGACGAGAAGUACACUGUGAACACCAUUAGCUACAGAGAUCUGUACCAUCUUCACAUCCACCAACGUGCUGCUUCCCAAGACUACCUAAGCAUUCAGGCCAAUCUUAGUACCAUCUGGAAAAAAAAGGAAAACUCUACAAAGAGAGUGACUGUGAUGAAACAGGAAGAAGUGAUUGACGCUAAAGGACACAUCUUUUGGAAGUUGUCUUACCAUGUAGCCAGCGAAGACGGCGCCUCUCCCAUCAACCCCAGACUUGUGGAUGGGGUCACCACGGCCAGACUAGCUGAGGGAGUGGUCAUCGACAGUCCCCUAGGGAUCAGAUACAAGGUUCUAGGAGUGAGCCAAACCUACAGGUUAUCUCAGGCAUACCGGUUUGUGGUCAGUAGGCGUGUGCAACUCAACGAUGAGGUCAAACUCAGAACAGGAAUUCUGAAAAUUGUUGCUGCUAGCCAAAAGGGUUUACAGACAUCUUCUUUGGAGGUUGUGGCCUUCCGGACAGACAAAGUGGUGGAUCAGGCUAGUGGGCAGUUUUCCUGGCAACAUAGCUAUGUUGUUGCUGAAAAUGGUACUACACUGGAUGCCUCCCGCCAGACUGAGCUAGCUGCUAACAACUUAAGUCAGAUCUUGUCAGGCGCUGGGCUGGGCUUGAUGUACAAGCUAGAGAAGGGUGUAGUUCGGUCGUAUUCGGACAUGUUUGGCUUCACCUUAGUUGGUCAAGUUUCGACAGAGAUCACAAAAAGUAUCCAGACACAUCUGAAAGCAGCAUGGAAACUGCACACAGAAACUGCAAUUAUUAGUAACCUGAAACGACAAGAGUUUAUUGGUCAAAACGGGGCAACUCUGACCAAAUAUCAUUACUUUGUGGAGAGAAAUGGAUCACUGCUGUACCCCUCUCUGACAGUGAUGGCUAACACUUCUCAGCUGGCUCGCAAUCUUAGUGUUACUGUGUACAACGGCCACAAAGAAACAGACUACAACGACUGUUACAGAGUGUCUGUUCAGGGUCAUCAUGGACCAUUCAACACAGCUGUUAUCACCCGCGCCAUACAGACCAUGUGGGCAGGCCAGGGCACCACUGGAGGUACCACCACGUCCAACUACACUGUGGCCAUUGUUAAAAGGGAGGAAGAGGUAGGCAAGUAUGGAUUAAAGUUGUCGACCUUGGUAUUUACUGUGGAGAAGGACAGCAUGACCUUGACCCCAAAUUACCGAGCAUCACCAGCACUGUCCUCAGCCUGGACUUCUAGUGGUCAGUCAGGCCAGGUGUACAGCGGUCAGCAGCAGACAUUCCGCAUGAGCGGUUUGUUCCAACUUGGUCUCCAACUUGCAGAGCACGUAACAGAAUUGACCAAGUCUGAUCGAGCAAACCUGGAAAAAAUGAUCCAUACUGUUUGGAAUGUUGUUUCUGGUGAUGUGAAGAUUGAUGUUGUAGCCAACCAAAAAUUCCAUUCCAAGGACAAUAGUGCUACGGUGAACAAAUUACUUUACGCUGUGAAGAUUGAUGGCCAAGUUACAGAGAAUUGGGAGAAGUCCAUUCCAGACCUAGAGACGAAACUUUUUACCGCCUUAAAUAAGUCGACAGAUCUACGCAACAAUUUCAACAUUAUCACAUCAUAUGGAGGGCGUAUCAGGAGUGUGUAUCUCAGGGGUGGAAGCAGGGUUAAUGUAACACUUCUCUCACAGGCACUGAUGCAGGCAUGGCAACUUAACACUAAGGCAGGAACAUCUGACCUGAAUAUUGUCUCUCAAAGGAAGUUUGUGACAUCCUUAUGGGACUUCUUCACAAUGAAGGUCCAGUAUGUGGUCAGCGUAAACAAGACUGACCCAGAAGACAGUGGUAUUGAGCCACCAUCUUACGAUAAAGUCGAGACAGCUUUGACCUCAGUUAAUCUUGGUCAGUGUGGAAAAGGUUCCCUCAAAUACAACAAAGUACAUGUACAGGGCUCCCCUGCCACGCUCAACUUCACAAAUAUUGCUGGAGCAAUGCGGACAACGUGGACCUCAAAGAACACCGAGAUUGCCAACAUGCUGACGGUUUCAUUUAAGCAAGUACAACAUCGCCAGAAGCGUGCUGCAGCUGAAUCCUACAGAUUAGUAGACGAUGAUGGUCAUGAGAUCAGUCCUGUGGAGUUCACUGUGGCCUUGAACCAGGAGGAGCCAAGCUCCAUGUUUUUGGACACACCCUCAGACGAAGAGGUCAGUGUCGGGCUAAAGGCCGCAAACACAAAGCUGUGUUUGUGUCAGCCACGCCUGGCUGCACAGCUCAAGGUCAAAGGUCUCGUUAGUGAGGACGACAAGGACAAGGUUAAGGCUGCUGUCAAGGAUGCCUUUCUAAAGAAAAAUCAAGACUUGAAUGAAGAUGACCUUGGAAUUGAGUUGUCCAUCACUAAUGCCACAGAUCCCUCAGGAAAACAUGCUUCAGAUGUUGACUAUAUUGUGAAAAGGAAUGACAACGGAGAUGUUGAGGACUUAAUACGACCAAAUGAGGCCCAACUGAUGUCCGAUAUACAAUCAAUGUAUUCAAAAAUGGAGAAAGUGGAGGACGAUAAAAAGGAUGACUGGAUACUACCAGUGGCGGUUGCCUGCGGGGUGCUUGUAUUCAUACUGAUCGUCAUCAUAGUGUGCUAUGUUAUAUAUAUAAGAAGACACAGGAAGAAAGGGGACCUUAUCAAGCAAGAAGACAAUGUUCGAAACAGGAACACCUUUGACAAGGAACAUUUUAGUGACCCAGCCUUGUAUGAUGACCAAGGCCCGCUAAAGUAUGACAACCCUGCCUAUGACAAUAAACUAUAUCUAUGACAGGCCAAACUUGAUGGUAGUUAUAUUUAACCGAUUUAAAUUAAAUUAUUCCAUUACAGUGAAACUUCUUUUUGGAUUUAUGUACAAAAAUCUGCUCUAGGACGGAUAAUGUUAGACUUUCCCACAAACAGAUGUUGACUCUUGUUUCAUAGUAUUAGUUUUUUUAGCUUGAAAGUUAGUCAUUGACAUCAUCAGAUCAGAGACCAUACAUUAAUUACUGUUGAGGAAUAAUUUCGGUGUACAGAUUUUGUAAAAAGUAGAUUUUGUAAAAAGUGGUCUUUGACAAAUUACCAAGUUAUUGUGUAUAAGUUGUCUAUUUUUUCUUCUUUCCAAAACAGCCCUUUUGGCAAUCGGAAAUAUAUGUAUAGGUGGCUGUCUUAUAUGUAUAGGUUUACCACCUGUAAUUCAUAUAUAUAUGGGUGGUUUGCAGAUAGAUAUAGUUAUAGGUCUUUCACCGAUACAUGGGAUUUUUUGUCUGUCAAACUUCAGCUCCACCUAGUAGCAUAGCGGAUUUGACAAACUGGAUCCUUUAGACUUGUAAGAUAACGACUAGCUCAAGCUUAGAUACGACCUAUGGUAACUUGGGCAAUACAUGAUGAAUACGUUUGGUAUAUAAACCGUUGCUUGCUAGGUGGUACACUUUUCGUGCCAAAAGUAAAAGUGGAAUUCAUAAAUAAAACUUGUCAAUAAUGGAGCUUAUCAGUUAUCAGUGAUAACAUUGUCGGUAGAUAUUGUAGUCUAUAUCAUUGUUCGUUAAUAUGAUGUUUUGUGUAUAUGUGUAACUCUUAGCCAAGUGAAAGAACUUUUUCAAAUCUCUUACAGCGACAGAUGUGAGGCAUUACUAAAUACUAUCAAUGCAAUGUUCCUUUCAGCUUUUCAAACUUAAAACAUCUUAUGCAAGUUUUCUGGUCACUUGAGUGUUUGAUAUGUCAGGGGUUGAAACAUAUUGGACUGUUGUUGUAUUUUUGAAUUAACUGAUUAAUGUGAUCUUUUUUUGAAUUGUUUCCAACAGACGGACCAGUGUGAAGCAAACCGAUUGGUAACGAUAUAUAUGUUGUGGCAUGCAUUGUUUUUCUAGCUGUACUAGUGUGAGGGAGGAAUCUGUUAAGCUUCUGUUGGAAAACGUACCUCACAGAAGGGUUGCUUUCCGUCUAUUUCAUAAUUGGCUUUGUCAAGUGCAUGUAUAUAUCUUUAAGAGUAAUCCAUUCAUACAAAUGCCCAUAUAAACAUGCAUGUACAAACGUAGCUCAGUUUCUAUAUAAUUAUCAUUUUAUA